AUGAACUUAGCACUACAGGACCCGUUUGCUGUAGCAAAAGAGUACCCUGAUACGCUAAUUACCACACUACUGUAUGGGGCUAGUGUUGUGAUAGAAUUCAAUCAUAGAGGAGACUAUCUUGCCAGUGGGUUGACAGAUGGAACUAUAGUCAUCUAUGAUCUCACAGCCAAUGGAGCCAUUGUGGCCAAGCUUUCUAGACACGGGCAUACACGACCGGUCACACUGUUGGGGUGGUCUAAAUGUGGGAGAUACUUGAUUUCUAGUAGUCAAGAUUGGAGUUGUAAGCUAUGGGAUUUGUCGUUAUGUAAUCAGCCUGGAUCCAAUAAGAGUGCAGUUAUUAGAGAGGUUACAUUUGAUGGGCCGAUUUGGCAAUGCUAUAUGAAUCCAUUGAACCCUUUCCAGUUUGCUGUUAGUUUACUUGAAAACCAACCGUACUAUGUUGAUGCUACUGAAGAAGGGAUCAAAAUCACCCAGUUGGCCACCGAGCCUAAGCUUGAUGCCAAUGAUGAACUUGGGGGCGGUGGGGGCGCCAAUAAAGCAAAAAUUGAAAAGCAUUCCACACUAGUGCUAACGUUCACUCCCGAUGGGAAGUACAUAUUCACUGGGACCAACAAAGGAUGGAUAAACAUUGUGGAUAGUCACACACUUACAACUGUUCAUUCGAUUAAGCUUGUUAAUGCCAACAUCAAGAACUUGGUGAUUUCAUCGAAUAAUCGCAAGCUCGUGGUCAAUUCCUCAGAUAGAAUCGUUCGUCAAAUCAAUCUACCAGACAUGUAUAACGUUACCAAUGCUGAUCUCUGGGAGUUUGAAGUUGAACAUCGAUAUCAAGACUUGGUCAAUCGGUUACAAUGGAAUUCUGUUGCCUUCAACAACAAUGCCGAGUUCCUAGUGGCCUCGACGUAUGGACAAUCAUCUAAUGACUUAUAUAUCUGGGAAACCAGUAUGGGAUCAUUGGUUAAGAUUCUUGAGGGAGCCGUGGAGGAGCUAAUCGAUGUGAAAUGGAACUUCCCUCGAUGUAUGAUUGGAUCUACAGGGUUGGAUUCCGGUAACAUAUAUCUUUGGUCCGUUCAAUUCCCUCAGAAAUGGAGUGCGCUAGCUCCGGACUUUGUGGAGAUUGAAGAGAAUAUUGAUUACGAGGAGGGGGAAGAUGAGUUUGAUCUUGUCAACGAACAAGAUUUGAACAAGAAAAGAAUGGAGGCUGAAGACAUCAAUUUGGUUGAUGUUACGAGUCGAGAAGAUGUUGAUGCUCGGGGGUUUGAGCUAUGGGAGGACUCAUUUGUGAUAAGACCCAAUUAUUAUGAUGGAGUCGUAGAGUCGUGA
Messenger RNA from Lizanozyma spartinae, 1320 nucleotides. It is a transcript of the gene SWD1, whose product is annotated as COMPASS subunit protein. Gene Ontology annotation, molecular function: protein binding. The record is from RefSeq and is a predicted model, not a curated record. Gene Ontology annotation, cellular component: Set1C/COMPASS complex. NCBI's taxonomy places the organism in Eukaryota, Fungi, Ascomycota, Pichiomycetes, Serinales, Debaryomycetaceae. Bases 1 to 1320 code for a protein of 439 amino acids. The transcript has a single exon.